Molecule: messenger RNA, 2389 nt
Organism: Hyaena hyaena (striped hyena)
Lineage: Eukaryota; Metazoa; Chordata; Mammalia; Carnivora; Hyaenidae
Gene: AK3
Product: adenylate kinase 3
Exons: 5
Coding region: 94-777 (227 amino acids)
Biological process (GO): nucleobase-containing compound metabolic process
Cellular component (GO): mitochondrion; cytoplasm
Molecular function (GO): ATP binding; AMP kinase activity
Source: RefSeq, a predicted model, not a curated record
UCCGGGAGCGCCUGGGCGGCGCGCCCGCCCGCAGCCGGGCUUCCCCGCACGGCGCACCUCGGCGAGCGCGCGGCCCGGCCGCUCCCUGCGGACAUGGGCGCGUCGGCGCGGCUGCUGCGCGCGGUCAUCAUGGGGGCGCCGGGCUCGGGCAAGGGCACCGUGUCGUCGCGCAUCACCAAGCACUUCGCGCUGAAGCACCUCUCCAGCGGGGACCUGCUCCGAGACAACAUGCUUCGGGGCACAGAAAUUGGUGUGUUAGCCAAGACUUUCAUCGACCAAGGGAAGCUCAUCCCAGAUGACGUCAUGACGCGGCUGGCUCUGCACGAGCUGAAAAACCUCACCCAGUGCAGCUGGCUGUUGGAUGGUUUUCCAAGGACACUUCCACAGGCAGAAGCCCUGGACAGAGCCUAUCAGAUAGACACAGUGAUCAAUCUGAACGUGCCCUUUGAGGUCAUUAAGCAACGGCUCACGGCUCGCUGGAUUCAUCCCGCCAGCGGCCGCGUCUACAACAUUGAAUUCAACCCUCCCAAAACUGUGGGCAUUGAUGACCUGACCGGAGAGCCUCUCAUUCAGCGUGAGGAUGAUAAGCCAGAGACGGUUGUCAAGAGACUGAAGGCGUAUGAAAUCCAAACACAGCCAGUCCUGGAAUAUUACCAGAAAAAGGGGGUGCUGGAAACAUUCUCCGGGACAGAAACCAACAAGAUCUGGCCCUACGUCUAUGCUUUCCUGCAAACCAGAGCCCCACAAGUAAACCAGAAGGCGUCCGUUACCCCAUGAGGAAAAGGGCAUAAAACCAGUCUGAUGAGCAGGGGCUCUGCGGCUGGAGCCUGGCAUGUAGGAACUUUUUUGGAAAUUACAUUAGUUUCAGUUGUACCGAUUUUACUCUGGAAAUUAAGGAUAUGUCCAAUGACGAAGAUUCAUAUUUCCGUCCAGUGCGCUUUAUCCACUUAUCUUCUAUGGGCGUGCAGCUAAAAAAUAUCAGCUACGUCUUAACUUUUGAAAAAUCUUCUAAAGGAGAAUUAAAAGAGCAAUUGUUAGUAAUGGAACUUUUGUUCAGAAGAGGAAGUGAUACAAAUUUCAUUUUUCUGGAAAAGCUAAAAAAAAAUUCUGGGUCGCUAUGGAAAGUAUCUCAUCAGAAAAAUUUGCGUAGACUGUUGCCAAAAACACCGGCCUCACUGGCAUCGUGAUACAUGGUUUUGGGACACUAGGUCUGUCAAAUUCCAGGACACAAGCAACUGGAAGUGCACGUUAGUUUCAGGAUGCAAAGUCACUGCUGCCUUUAUACUAGGAAACUUACAAGUGUAGCUGUUCUUCCCCGUGUUUAUUUUGUUGUUAAACACGCCUUCAGUUUACUCAGAUUUUUCAGUCUGCUAUAAAACUGUAUUAAACUGGCAUACAGGAAAAUACUAUGUUACUAUGACAUGUUGUCUUUUGAGAAUACGUGUACUGAGGAAAAAUGUUAGAAAGUGAUAUUAGAAGUUCUUCCAAAAACGCCGAAGUUGAAUCGUCCACAGAAAACGUAAUUACAGUCUUAUGUUUUCAGGUAUUACUCAGGUUAAGAAAUAUGUGCCACUUGCCAGUUUCUCUUUUUGAUCACUAUGUAACUAACCUCUGCCUUGAAGAGUAACCAGUUAAAGUACAAAAAGAAGAGCAAAGCCAUGGCCUAAGUGAAGCAAGCAUAUGGGGUCAUCAGGAAGUAGACACAGGAAUGCCUGGGGAGCGGCCCCUUGACACAGGGAACAAUCUUAGUAAUCAGGUGUAGCGAUUAAGGAUUUACCUGAAAGGUUGAAAAGGACCGGGAAGGUGACGGAGUUUGCUGAAGGUCUUUGCUCCUCAUCAAAGAAGUGGACACCUGCUAGCUUUCCCCGCUGCCCCAUGAGACGGCAGCCAUCGAAGAGUGAAGACUAUUUGAUUUCUUCGUGGGGCAGCAAGGGUGCACGCUUCUGUCCCGUGGCCUGCUGGGAAGAGCGGCGCAAUGGGGGAGGGGGGAGGGGAAGCGCAACUACGUCUUCAGUGGCUAUUUACUCGUUUCACCUGGUGCUGAAUCAAAUGAAACGAGUCCUCGAACAAGCUGUUGUUGACUGCCUGUGCACAUCUGGCCCGUUUUAUUGCGGGACUUAAAAUACACAUGCCAGCAAGUGGCUAUUUUGUAGGGGAAAACUUGGUUUAUUUUCUUUUGAUUUUUAAAAAUUCAAUGUUGAUCUUUCAGAAUGGACCAAGGCUUUUAAAAAGAACAGUAAACAUUUCUUUAUGAAACUUCCUACAAUGCUUUAUUUGAAUGUCAUUAUGUGCUUUCUAAAACUUGUGAACUACUAAGCUUAGGAAUUGUCACUGGGUUAGCAGGUACACGAGUAUUAACGUACUACAAUAAAGUUGGAUUUUAGAAGUG